This is a messenger RNA of Phacochoerus africanus (Common warthog), 9009 nucleotides long. It is a transcript of the gene ADGRG4, whose product is annotated as adhesion G protein-coupled receptor G4. Gene Ontology annotation, biological process: cell surface receptor signaling pathway; adenylate cyclase-activating G protein-coupled receptor signaling pathway. Gene Ontology annotation, molecular function: G protein-coupled receptor activity. NCBI's taxonomy places the organism in Eukaryota, Metazoa, Chordata, Mammalia, Artiodactyla, Suidae. Gene Ontology annotation, cellular component: membrane. The record is from RefSeq and is a predicted model, not a curated record.
UUUUACAGAAGAGCUGACACGUAUGUGAGCCUGACCAAUGGCAUUCCUUAACUCAGUCGAUCCACAGUGUGCCUUGACCUGGUAUUUGUGGGUGACAAAUCAGGUGAUUGGGUGGCCUCCUAUAUUCCUAGUAACACCUUCCUGGGCAGAGAGGACAUAGAACUUGGACUUGCAGGAGACCAUCAGCAGCUAAUAGCGUUCAACUUGGUCAAGAUGUACAUCUGUUACCACCUGACUCCAUUUCAGUGGCACCCGAUGUGCUUGCUAUGGGAUGGUGUGAAGGGCAGAUUAGAGCUUUUCCUGAAUAUAGAAAGGAUACUGGCACCUAAUGGGACUCUGGUUCUAGAACAUUUUCUCACGAAGAGGGACCACCAGGUUAAAGGCAUGGUUCCCAGAUUCACCAGCAGCCUGUAUUACUUUCAACUCUGCGACCACAUCCUUUGAACUGAAGAGUUUAUGAAGUGUUUGAGCGGCAUCGUGGUUAGUUGGGAAGAAGAUGUUUGAAUUGUCAAGGAGAUCCUUCCAACUGUUGACUUGAGACUGCGCUGCUUUAUUUCUGAAAAUAUAACAACUCAAGAAACUAGUACCACUCUUUCACAACAAAUAGCUUUGACAACUCCAUCCUAAGUUACUGCACUCAAAUCCCAGAAGACUGUAUAUUCUUCUACAGUGGUAUAUAAAAACAUGCCUGUAUUUGCAACUGAUCAUACAACCUGACUGUAUUUCAAUAUGACAUCUCCACCUCUGGAAACAAUGAUGAAUCGUUUUUUAAAGACAUGCAUAGCCGAGACAGCUACAUCCACAGCAGAUAUUUUGUUUAUGUCAGCAGCCAUUGCUCUGUCUACCAAGAGUACCUCCAUAGGCCCUGCUACACAGUCCAUGAAAAUAACUAAAUCCUCAUCUUCAGAGAGCACAAGGACACCAAAAGUGGCUGAAUCCACUGGUAGUGAGAACUUUCAUCCAACUGUAGCUACUAGUUUCCUGGACACAUCUGGAUUUAGCAAGAAUUCAGUUGUAUCUGAAACUUCAGUGACUGGAUCUCAGUUGGCUCUCAUGAGGACAUGUUGACUCUCAUCUAUUGAGCCAACAUCCAUGUCUACAACAUCGUGGCCCAAACACAAAUCUGUAGGCAUUGCGGCAUGCCCCAUCUCCACAACUAGCCAGGAGUUUCUUGCAUCUAUAGCUGCUGGAAGUGUCCUUCAAUCCAUGGUGGAACGGACUUCAGCUACAGUUACUCUCAUGGGUACUGCAUCAACACUGCCCCCUGAGUCUGUGCUCCUAUUCACAGCUGCUCCCAUGGAUCCUAUAUUUCCUUGAAAUCAGAAUACACCCACAGAUGGUGAAAACCUGUUCCCUCUGAUCUCUACUAGAUGAGCCUCCACAUCCAUGGCUUCUGAGUUUGGUUCCACAUUAAUAACUGACGAAGGUGACCACCUAUCCUCAACCAAUGAGCUCACUUGGACAGCCAGGCCAGACCAGAUCCUGCUGACAUCAGCAUUACAUGAGAGUACUUCUCAUACAGAACAUUCAUCUGCAACCACCAGUAUAAUCCUCCAACCAGAAGCAUCUACAGAGAGUGAGGCCACCACUACCGAUGAUGCUACCGCGACAGUUCUAUCCAAACUGACAUCUUCAUGCUUUGCUAAUUUUCCCACAGUUUCUGGAACCGCAUUUGUAACCAAACUGCCUGAGUGUAAACUUAUCACCUUACUGCUAACCGCCACCCCCCCCCCCCCACUCCACAUACACAGGAAAGAAACUUCUUUCAAAGCCAAGGGAGACAGUUGUUCACCAGUAGAUAUACCUACCCAUGCUCACAUUGAACCCAAUUUUUCUUCUGAGGAGAGUGCACCUGAGAACACACAAGCAGAGACAAAUGGUACAACUGCGUUUGGAGAGACAACCGCCCCUGGACUGGAGCCUGCAGUAACACAAAGAUUCAGUGCUACUGCAACAAGGAAAAACAACCAUCCCAUUAUCUUAAGGGAAGAAACAACUGCCCAUUAUCUUAAGGGAAAAUCAACUCCAACAGAGACAAUGGAGGUUUCUCCAUUUGCAACAAUGUUGGAAGCAACAGAUGAAUCCUUUUCCCCUUUUCCUGAUCCAGAGAAGCUGACUACCAGAUUGGAUAAGAAAACUGACACACAGGUGAGAGGAAGUUGGCUUUCUACAAAAUCAGUGAAAACCACACCUAGGAGUUCAUACACUGGAACUAGAGAAAUCUUUAAUUCCACCCACAUCUACACAGCACAUUGGACUUCAGAGACUCCACCCGAGGGGAAUCCGACUCUACCUUCCACUUCUGGGAGGACACAGGCAUUUCCUGAGGCCCUGGGUGCGUCUACCAUGAGGAUACUGGCGAUGAGGCUUGCCACUGUCCCUACAGACAGGACAGUGCUGUCCUUGUCUGCUGGUACUUGGCCUGCACAGCUUCCUGCUACACAUUCCUCAGCAACCCCUGCGCCUCCUACCCAUGUGUUCUCACUGCCAGUUAAUGUCUGUGCUGUCACCUCUGUGGUGGUGUCUGAGGAGACUAAGGUUACCAUGCCCAAGCCUUCUACACUGGAGUCUUCCUCCACAUUUGUGCCCUCAGAUGUCUCAACACUGUCACCAGCCUUAGUAACCACAGCAUCGGUGCCACCAUUGGAUCAGACUGCUUCCACAACCUGCAGUCCCGUGCCUUUCCCCAGAGACUCUAGGCACACCACUUCAGAGGCCACAGGGAUCUCUGUCAGGAUGAUGCCCAUGGCAGUUUCCUCUCUGACAGAAACUCUAGUCCCCUCUCUGAGACCUCCUACUCCUGUGGCAACUAAGGCUGAGCCCAUCCUUCUCUAUACCUCAGCUGACACACUAACCCCUUCCAGACCCACUCUUGCCUGCUCUAAACCUCUCCCUGACAACACUCCCGCUGUGUCCUCCACUCAUGUGACCCCAGCUAUAUCUACACCAUUAGCAACCCAACCCAUAGUUCAAGUGGAGGAGACAUCUACCCAUGCCCUCGGCUUUCCAUACACUUUCAGUGGUACUGGACAUGUUAGCUUGGCUACUGGCACCACAGCAGCUUUCGUUGUUGGUGAGACCACAUCCUCACACACCUCUGCCACCAAGCUUAUUACUUCAGUGGAUGGUCACAUUUCUCAGUCUUCCACACGUCUGGUAAACACACUGGUUCCCACCCUAUUAGUGACUGACAUUUCCACCAUAUCGUCUAAGAAAGAACAGACGAUCAUCUCCCUGGGAGACACCUCUAGAAUUAUGAACAUGACAGAAAUGUCCCCAUCAAAGAUUCCUCUUAGCAGUUCCCAUUACUCCCAGAGAACUUCAUCCUUGAAAAUAACAGAUACAGGAUUUGCUGGGACCACAGACAUUUCCAGUCAGCAAACACAUUCGCUUUCAGAGACUCCAUUUGUGACGCCACCUAAUGGGAUUUCAGCUUCAUCUCCCACUUCUGGGAGGACACAGACUCCAGCUACCUCGACCUCAAGUAGCACAGUCCACGUUUCAGAAACAGCUGCCAGUCUUGGGAAAACAGCCCUUCCUGCACAAGCUCUGACAAUGACCACACUUUUGUCUCCUGAAAAAGAGAGCAUGCAUGCCCUCUCAGUAGCUACUCCCAGGACUGAGAAGAUGACAGCAAGCACCGCCUCUGGGACUCACCCUGCCUCACACCCACAGGAAACUUCACUUGUGGAUACGGUAUCUUCCAGAACAACCAGGAUAUCGGAUCCUGUAAACAUCAACUCUUCACAUUCGCCUUCACCUAGGACUCAACCUGCAGGGUCUUCAGUUGCCUCCUCCAUUUCCGAAAGCACACAGACUCCUCUGAGUCCCUGUCUUUCCACAGCUCGACUGUCUAGCACCGGUUUUCCAGCUCCCUCUCCCGACAGGAUCACCACAGCCCUUUCUAUGCCAAGCGUACCUACGGCACUUCUCGGGCAAAUGUCUGUGGCAACGUCCAUUCCUAUCUCCCAGAUGGCCUCGCGGCCAGUUAGUGUCACUGCCUUCACCUCCCAAAGAAUUUCUGGCACUCCCACGGUACUAAUGACUACAUCUUCUAAAACAGCCCCAGGAUGUCUGCAAAGUCCCUCUGUCGCCACAUCUGGGCCUGUUUCUGAGAUGUCCUCAGUGUCAGUUAAGGACUCUGCUUUCCCACCUCCAGCUGUCUCUUCUGAUGCCUCCACAGCAGGUGGCUCGUUCCAUACUCUGUUGUCUCCAAUGACCUCAGCCUGCUAUGACCGUACACACAUUGCGACAUGGGAUGCCACAUCUGUGACAUAUCCUGGGCCUACUUCCAAAAGCGUAGUGGCUUCCUCUGCUUUCACUACUUCAGAAAUAACAGAGGUCUCCUUCGGGAUCACACCUACAUCCUUUUCCUCCCCAGAAGAGCCAACAUCCCCCUCUGUGAAAACCGUGCCGACCACUAUUACUGCUGGGAUCGCGACUCCCUUCACAGGCACCCCUCCCUCUUUUCCAUUCGGUUCUAAGGACACUGAAGCUGUUUCUUCCAUUCCAAAGACCAAGUCUUCACAUUUUCUAUCAACAACCCAACAACCAUCACAAGGGUACGAGGCCACCGUUUUGGGCAUAUUCACUGAGAUUACUAACAGCUCUCUAUCUACUGUAAGUGGUGGUAAAGUAACAGCUCUAAAUACUUACUUCAGAACCACUGCCCCUGAAAGUGUGCUUUCAUCUACUCCUUCAGAAAACCUCCAUACUUCCUUGAGUAUUCAGGUUUUGCCAUCUUCGACUAGCCUUAAGAGCACUCCCAGACAAAAAAGUGUAAAAGCUAUGACUUACUUUUCUUCGAAUACAGAAAAGAGGACUUCCUUGUCAGAAGAUACUAACAGCCAAACUAAUAAAAGGCAUCACGCCUGGGAAUCAGCUGUUUCAUACCCUCCAUGAAGGCCAUCCAGGGCAACCCUACUCUCUUUGACCACAUUUAUUUCUUCACCUCAUAGUACUGAAGCCAAGGUCUCUGCUCCAAAGAUUUCUCUUCCUCCUACAUCCCAAAUGGUUGAAUUUCCAGUUCUGGGAACAAGAACUACAUCUAGUAACACCCAGACUCUGCUUAUGACUUCCUGGAACACACCCACAGUUGAAGAUUCUCAAUUUCCAACUUCUACCGCUGCUCAUGUAACUACACUCAAUGAGACGGAAACAGAGAGUCCUCACCUUGCUCCAGAGUCUUCGUCAACACUCACAGCCUCUCAAACUGGUCUUGUAUCUGGAGACAUUAUGGCAACAUCAUCGAUGUCCACAAUAGGAAUUCUUCCUACCAUGGGGAUGUCUGCGAGCCCUUCAUCAGUAUCUUCACGAUCUAUCCCUACUAUUUUGGCCGACGUUAAGCACACCUUUUUUGUAACUCCCGGGACCACAUAGCCAUCAAAUCCUUCUGGUGCUGCUUCAGGAACUAUAAUUUCAAAGGCUACUACUUCACCCAUGCUGACUUGGAUCUUAUCUAGUGUUCCAGGUUCCCCUCUGGCAUCUGUAUCUGAUACUCCUCACAUUAUAACCUCCUUUCCAGGAAAGGUGUCAAAAUCCACAUUUCUGACUUCUAAUACCAACACACCACUCACUAAGUUGACACUACCCUUUGCUGGUGUAAGUGCCACACUCACCCAAACCACCCCUACACCUACAGUGGGCAAUGUCACUACUGGCUUCCCAACUUCUUUCCCUAUGUCUAAAACCACAGAUGACAGUACCUACAUUUCCACCCCUGGAUCCUUCUCCAGAAUCACUGUGACCACCAACUCCAAGACAGUGUCUUAAGCUCCAUCCUUUAGCUGAAUGAGUAAAUAACAUCCUACAAUUGACCACACCCUAUCUAUUGGUUCCAGGCUUCCUCCUAGCCCUACAACAACAUCUACAUGGAGAAGAACCCUUGCUGCAUCAACACCCCCUACUUUAGCUGUUUCUAAGCCAACACAGGACUCCCUUCUAAAUAUAGCCACCACCACAUCCACUGCUCCUGGAGCCCCAUUUCCACUCAAAUCCGCUGGAGUAACACAUCCUUUUACAGCAUCUGUAUCUUCACUACCCUGUUCCUCUUUUGAGACAACUUGGCUGGACUCCACGCCUUCCUUUUUAGCUAUGGAAACUUCAACGCCCUCUAUUGCCAUUAAAUCUACAGUUUCUUGUGACAAUAUUGAAAUGAGCUUCUCUGUCUUUGAUGAAGAGCCAAGGAUCCCUAUUACCAAUGUUGUAAAGAAAUUUGCAAAAAUUGGGUAAAAUAAGUUGAAUUCUCUAUUUCAGGAAAGUGGAUUUGCUCUUGCUAAUCUGGCUAUUCAAAUUCGAAGCAGAGAAACUACUGAGGAAGAGAUAAUAAUGGACCAAAGUUACCUGGAACAGAGACAAGAGCAAGAAAUGGCUACAAUUUCCCAUGUACCAUGCAGCUGUAUUUGUCAGGUCAUCGUAAAGACCAACUCUUCUUUAGCACCCAUUGAGCUGAUUAUCAGGAUCAAAAGUAAAACACAUGGCAUCACGCAUGCAGACGUCACACAAGAUCAACUGAUAUUUUUAGUAAAGUCUGAACACAUUGCAGUGAAAAAACUAGAUCCCGGAAAGUGCAAAGCUGCAGAAACAGCCUCUCAAUACAAAGGGACAUAUAAGUGGCUCUUAACCAACCCUAACGAGGCAGCAACUAGAUGCAUAAAAAAUGAGGAUGGAAACGCUGCUAGAAUCUCUUAUCUCCUUAACAAUACCAAUACUGGCAAAUCUCACUGGGAAAAACCGAUUUGCAAAUUGCUUCAAGGACUCCCGAAUAAGAUUUUGGAUCUUGCUAACAUCACAAUAAGUGACAAGAAUGCGAAUGAUGUUGCAGAACACAUUUUAAAUUUAAUAAAUGAAUCCCCUCUUCUGGAUGAAGAAAACAAGAUUAUUGUUUCCAAAGUAUCCAAUAUUUCACAAAAUGAUGGAAUAAGUAUGGAACUAACCCAGACUAUUUUGCAAAUAAUCAAUGUUGCUUUGGGAAAGCAAAAUAAUUCAGUAUCUGAUCUGCAUGAAAUGAGCUAUGAAAUUCCGAGGAUAAUCGAGCAUGCUGGUCACAAGAUGGAGUUUUCUAGGACAGCAAAUCUGACAGUAGCCAGGUUGGCUUUGGCUGUCCUGCGGGUGGAUCACACAUCUGAAGGCAUGGCCUUCAGGACUGGCACCUACGAAGAAGGCACAGAACCCAAGAUUUUCCCAGGUGACGUCCUUCUGGGGGGCGGGUUGGCCUCCAUAUAUUUACUUAAAUCUCUGAGAGAGACAAUUCCUCUUCGCAACUCACAUACCAUCUUGUUUAAUUAAUUAAUUCAUUAUUUUGGCCCAACUUCAUUCUUCAGACAAAAAAAUGUCACUAAAGCAUUGACCACAUUUGUUGUGAGUGCCAGCAUUUCAGAUACAUCCCUUCAAAACUUGGCGGACCUAGUGGUCAUUUAUUACCCUGCAGCCAUGGUGGCGGGGCUGUCAUUCAUCAUUACAGUCUGUCCUAACCUGUGCAAGAACAGGAAAAAUGGGCAAGGCGGAUGGAGAUCAUCAGGCUGUGAGGUCAAGGAGACAAAGGGAUAUUACACGGUCUGUCAGUGCGACCCCCUCCCCCAUUUGGGGGUCUUCAUGGAUUUAUCCAGGUGGGCAGUGGAUGCAGUGAAUGAAUGAAUAUUAUUAGUGCUUGUAACAUACAUGGGAUGUGGAAUCUUCUCCAUUUUCCUGGAAGUUGCAAUGGUGACACACAUAGCUUUUUACAAACUUUGGGAAGACCAUCCUUCCAAAAUCCUGAUCAACCUGUGUGCAGCACUACUGAGGCUAAACCUGGUAUUUCUGGUCAAUUGCUGGUCGUCAUCCUUGAAGAAAGUGGGACUUUGCAUCCCAGCAGCAAUGGCACUUCAUUACUUCCUGCUUGUUUCUUUGACGUGGAUGGGCCCGGAGGCGGUCCGCGUGUAUUUUGCUCUAGUCAAAGUCUUCAACAUAUACAUUCCCAAUUAUAUUCUUAAGUUUUGUCUGGUUGGUUGGGGGAUCCCAGCCCUGGUGGUGGCCAUCAGAUUGGGUGCGAAAAAGAGUAGGGCUGGGACUCUGAGCUCAACGACUCCGUCUUGUUGGAUUAAAGAUGAUCCUGUCUUUCACGUCUCAGUGGUGGCUUCUUUUUGCCUCACAUUUCUCACGAAGCUCGCCAUGCUCGGCAUUGUUCUUGCUCAACCGAAUGCCAUGAAAUCCCAAAGCCAGAAGCCUCGGCGGAGGAUGACCCUGCAUGACCUCAAGGGCACAACAAGCCCCACAUUCUUACUUGGCCUCAUCUGUGGCUUUGCCUUUUUUGCUUCGGGACCUGUAAGGAUCCUUUUCUUGUAUCUUUUUGCCAUCUUUAACACUUUAUCGUUGGCUGAGGCCCUGGUGAUGGUCCUGCCCUUUUCCCCUCUUGACGCUACCUGGCCUCCGUUGAAAUACCCUGGUCUCAGCAGCACGCUGGAGGAGUUUUACCUGCUGGGGGACGGGGCUUUGCUCACCUCAGGCAGCUGGACCACCUUCCAGGUGGCCGCUGCCCAGAAGAAGAGUGAACGCUGCUGGCUUCAUCACCACAGUUAUGUGGGCUCAAUGUUGGGCAGAAGCGGGAAAGACCGAAGAAGACCUUUGAGCACAGCCUCCCUCAGGAUAACUGCGACGAGUUCCAUUUUGAGAUCUUUAGGCCCCACACAAGGCACUCCUUCAGAAAUAAGCUUUAAUGCAGAUGACUUUGAGGAAGAUCCCAACUGUUUCCCUCCCUUGAGUUGUGAAGUUGUGCCUAAUUGUGUAGCUCAUCCGUCCACGGACACCCAUGAGUUCCUUAGUGGGGGCGAACUUCUCAGCCAAGACACCCCUGAGGGCACAGCAGCCAGGGUCCAGAGAAAGACAACAAAACAGGAGCUUCUGAAGCCAGUGGUUUUCCCUAGGGAGGAAAGGGCAGGUCAGGUGAGUAAUAGGAUUCCAGUUGUUGUGCCGCCGCUGCCGCCGCCGCCGCCGCCGCUGCCGCUGGGUGAUGAAUGUACAGCUUGUCUCUAA